Messenger RNA from Coniophora puteana RWD-64-598 SS2, 1773 nucleotides. RefSeq names its product cytochrome P450 monooxygenase pc-3. NCBI's taxonomy places the organism in Eukaryota, Fungi, Basidiomycota, Agaricomycetes, Boletales, Coniophoraceae. The record is from RefSeq and is a predicted model, not a curated record. The coding region runs from base 1 to 1773 and encodes 590 amino acids. The transcript is spliced from 12 exons. Gene Ontology annotation, molecular function: heme binding; iron ion binding; oxidoreductase activity, acting on paired donors, with incorporation or reduction of molecular oxygen.
AUGGCCGUUCCUCCAGGCUUCCUUUACAUUGCCCAAAACCUUCCCCGUUUCUUUCUUCCGCCUGGUGCAACCUUUGCAGUUCUACGAAUCCUCCGCGACCAGCACCACAUAGACCUCUCGACAUGGCUAGAGAUUGUUGCAUGCAUCCUCUCACUUCCUGUUGCAUUUGUUGCCAACAACCUCUACUGGAGCUGGCGCAAUGCGCGAGACGCCGCCGCUCGCGGGGCCGUCCUUGCACCCAAGGCCAAGGCCAGACUCCCUGGAGCCAUUGACCGACUCCUUGAUACCGCCAAGUUGUUUGCGACCGGUUACAUUGGUGAGGCGUUUGACCAGCAAGCCCGCGUACACGGUAACACCGUCAACGUGCAUGUUCUCUGGGAGGAUAGGGUUAUGACUACCGAACCCGAGUACAUCAAGGCUAUCCUUGCGUCUCAGUUCAAUAGCUUCGCCAAAGGUCCUGAGCUAUUCGAACAGAACAAGACUCUUCUUGGAACUGGUGUUUUCAACUCUGAUGGUGAUACUUGGAAGUUCCACCGGUCCAUGACCAGGCCUUUCUUCAGCAAGGACCGCAUCGGCCACUUUGACAUUUUCGACAGGCACGCGGACGAUGCGCUCAGCAGAACCGCCCUGCGUCUCGCCGAAGGCCUCCCUGUCGAUAUCCAGGACAUGGUGUCCCGCUUCACCCUUGAUUCCGCCACCGAGUUCCUCUUUGGCAAGGACGUAUGCUCGCUCUCCGCCGGGCUCGUCUACCCGCCCAACCACCCCCUCGCGGACUCGUACGAGGCGAAGAACGACCCGGCGAACCAGUUCGCGCACGCGUUUGCAGAAGCCCAGAUCGGGACCGCAAGCCGGAGCAUAUGGGGCCGCGCGUGGCGUCUCCGGGAGUUCUGGACGGACGAUGUGCAGAAGAACAUCAAUGUGUGCUUCAGGUUUAUUAAUCCAAUCUUGGACGACGCGCUCGCGAGGAAGGAGGCUGGCAAGGUUGGCAUUCAACAGGAGGGGUCGAGAGAGGUGCAGGAGGGCGAGUCGUUGCUCGAUCAUCUCAUUAAUCUUACCGAUGACCGUAAGCUCAUCGGUGACGAGAUCUUGAACAUCAUGAUCGCUGGCAGGGAUACGACUGCAUGCACCCUAACAAUGGCCGUCUACAUGCUGUCUCAGCACCCCGAUGUGCUGGCCCGGCUGCGCGAGGAGACACUCGAUCAGGUUGGCCCGACCAAUCGCCCCACAUAUGAUGACCUGCGCGAGAUGAAAUACAUGCGUGCUUUCGUCAACGAGGUUCUCCGUCUCUACCCUCCUGUGCCCGGUAACGCUCGUUACUCGACUCAGCCCACCGUCUGGCCUGGCCUCAACGGCAAGCCUCCUAUCUACAUCCCCGCUAACACUCGUACUCCCUACUCUGUCUUCCUCAUGCACCGUCGCAAGGAUCUCUGGGGCCCUGAUGCCGAUAACUUCGACCCGGACCGUUUCCUCGACGAGCGCCAGAAGAAAUAUCUCACGCCGAACCCGUUCAUCUUCCUCCCCUUCAACGCCGGCCCGCGCAUCUGCCUCGGACAACAGUUCGCGUACAACGAGGCGUCGUUCUUCCUCGUGCGCCUGUUGCAGCGGUUCUCGGCUGUGCAGCUUGCCGAGGACGUGCAGACGAUGCCGCCGCCCGAGUGGGCGAGUGCGGAGGGCAGGAAGGCGGUUGAGCGGGUGAUGGUGAAGACGCAUUUGACGAUGUACGUCAAGGACGGGCUGUGGGUCCGGAUGGACGAGGCGAAGGGCGAGGCGUAG